AAAAAAAAGAAAAGAAAAAAAUAAAUUGAAUUAUGGAUUCGAACAAAAACGAGAGCCGAAGAAGAACGAUUCGUGUUUUGAUGUUCCCGUGGUUAGCUUACGGUCACAUAACACCCUAUCUCGAACUCGCCAAAAAACUCGCCACCAAAAACAGCUCGUUCAUCAUAUACAUAUACUCCACCCCGGCCACGUUCACUUGUAUUGACAAAAAAGUCCCUCAAAAUCUCUCGAAUUCCAUCAAACUAGUCCCCUUUCACUUGCCAAACACACUUGAACUACCAAGUCAUUUGCACACCACAAGAGGCCUCGCAUCCCACCUCAUUCCAAAGCUCGAAGACGCCUUGAACUCAUCGGCCAACCAAUUUUCCGAUAUCUUGGAAAAACUCGCGCCCGAUUUGUUCAUCUACGAUUGUUUCCAAUCAUGGGCGGCUUUACUUGCCAGAGAUCGGAAUAUCCGAGCGGUUGAGUUCAUGACAAGUGGCGCUACGUCAGUUGGCCACCUGUACCACUUGUUGCUCCGUCGAGGUACCGAGUUUCCGUUCCCGAAUAUUUAUCAAAAUGGUGUGGAGGAUGAUAAGCGGUUUGUGGAGAUUAUUUCGAGCGUGGAGAAAACUAAUGCAAUGCUCGAGGGUGCUAGGGUUUCAAACAAGAUUGUCUUGAUCAAAGGUUGUCGGGAAAUCGAGGGUAAGUACAUCGAUUACCUCUCGAGUUUGAUGGGCAAGAAGUUCGUCCCCGUUGGUCCGUUGGUGGUUCUAGAAUCUUCUAGUAACCCUAACGACGGAAAAGAUGACGAAAUAAUGGCGUGGCUCGCAGAGAGAGAGAAGAAAUCGACAGUUUUCGUUUCGUUUGGUAGUGAGUGUUUCAUAACUAAGGAGGAUAUACACGAGGUCGCUUACGGUCUUGAACUUAGCAAAUGCAACUUCAUAUGGGUUUUGAGGUUGCCUAAAGGUGGUGACAAUACUAAUAUUUCAUCAAUAGAGGAAAUGUUGCCAAUAGGGUUUCUCGAUAGGGCGAACGGUAGGGGUAGGGUUUUGGAGGGGUGGGCCCCACAGACGAAGAUUUUAGGGCAUGCGAGCGUCGGGGGUUUCGUGAGUCACUGCGGUUGGAAUUCUUUGAUGGAGAGUAUGUACUUUGGGGUUCCGGUUAUUGCAAUGCCGAUGCAUGUCGACCAACCGAUUAAUGCAAGGCUCGUGGAAGACGUUGGCGUAGGAGUGGAGGUUUUGAGAGACAAGAAUAAGAGGUUCCGUAGAGAAGCGGUGGCGGAAGUUAUAAGAAGUGUGGUCGUGGAAAGUUCCGGAAAGUUCGUGAGGAAACGAGCUGCUGACGUGGGGGUGAAAUUGAGGGGCAAGAGAGGUGACGAGGAGAUUGAUGAAGUUGUGAAAGAACUUGUAGGGCUUUGCAUGCAAUAAUUAAGAGUACUUUGAGACAAAGAAUAAUUAAUUAGUUAAUUAAUGACAUCUAUUGAUUAGUCAUAUGAUAAUAAUUAAUGGCUUGCUAUACUAAUACAAGCUUAUAUUAUGUAAUUUCUUGAAUGUAGUCUAUCUGUUUUUCCUAUAGUUUAAUUUGGAUGUUUGUCUUCUGCAAUUGUGUUGUUCUUUGUGAUCAUAAUUUCAAAUACUUGGCUUUGAUCAUGUUUUUUUUUUGGCACAAAAAGCUAUAAUUACUUAAUUACAACCUAUAGGAACAAUAAUCAUUAAGAACUCAUAUUUAGUAAAAAGAAUCAAUUUAAGGUCAACAAAUAAAAGAGCAAUUAUAUAUUUUUUUUAAUAACAAAUGAACCCGCAAACAACUAUAUAUAAAACACGUAUUGGGUCCACUCACGUACCAAAAAUGAUGUCAUUUUCUUUUGAAAUGUAGGAUUAAAU
Erythranthe guttata (spotted monkey flower) is the source of this 1865-nucleotide messenger RNA. NCBI's taxonomy places the organism in Eukaryota, Viridiplantae, Streptophyta, Magnoliopsida, Lamiales, Phrymaceae. The record is from RefSeq and is a predicted model, not a curated record.